UAAAGGCUAUCGCAGACAAACCGUGACUUCAAAGUUGAUAAAAAUAUUAGGGUAUCAUAUAAGAUCGAAUGAAGCAUAUAAAAAUAGUACUUUUUAGACUAUUUAGUUUUUAUUCAUUAGAAUUAUAAAUUGUGUAAAGUUAAUAUUGUGAAAAAAUUAUUUAAAAUAAUGGAAAUUACGAAAGUUAUAUGGAGUUGGAUUUAUCGUCUAUAUUUCCAUUAUCAAUUAAUAACGUGCUUAUAUAUGUUUGAACCAUGGGAACGAUGUGUUUUAAAUAUAUCAAUUCUUCUUACAACAAUGUUGGUGGUGUAUUCAUCGUAUACUUAUUUACCUGAUUAUACAGUUUCGUUACUAUCCAAUUUAUCUGAUGUAACUAGCAUAAAUUUUCAAUCAUGGUCUAGUUUAAAUGUACAAAGUAUACGUGAUUUGUAGAUUCUAUUUAAGCUAUGGAAAACUAUACAAUUAUUGGAAAAAUUGGUGAAGGUGCUCAUGGUGUUGUAAUAAAAGGACGGAUUAAAUCAACCGGACGUAUAGUUGCAUUGAAAAAAAUUGUUAUAAAAAAUUUAAAAGAUGGUAUACCAGUAAAUGUUUUCAGAGAAAUACAAUGUUUGAAGCACAUUAAUAGUAAAUAUAUUGUUGAACUAUUAAAUGUAUUUGCACACGGUUCAAAUGUUGUUCUGGUAUUUGAGUAUGCUCCUUCUGGAUUAUGGGAAGCCUUACGUGAUAAUGAUCGACCUUUAACUAUACCUGUGAUCAAAAGUUAUAGUUGGAUGUUGUUACAAGGCGUACAAUACUUACACAGUGUUCGAAUUAUGCAUCGGGAUUUAAAACCAGCUAAUUUAUUAAUAACAUUUAAUGGUGUAUUAAAAAUAGCCGAUUUUGGAUUAGCUCGAUUAUUCUUUUACGAUACUAUCGAAACAAAAGAUAACGCUGCACAGAAUUUCAAUGAUAAUGAAAUUAAAAAACUAGAUAGUAAUCGUGACAAUGAAAUCAAAUAUAAAGAAAAUCGUAGACAAUAUUCACAUCAAGUUGCAACGAGAUGGUAUCGAGCACCCGAACUAUUAUAUGGAGCUAGAAUUUAUACCCAUACUAUUGACUUAUGGGCUGUGGGAUGUAUUAUUGGUGAAAUGAUUAAAAAGUCUCCUGUAUUUCCUGGCGAAACAGAUAUUGAACAACUUGCAAUAAUAUUAAAAUCGCUAGGAACUCCCACAGAAGAUUCAUGGCCUGGUUUAACAUCCUUGCCUGAUUAUGAUAAAAUAAGAUUUCCAAAUUCUGAUGGUUUACCAUGGGAAACUAUUAUAUCAGACGAUUGCAGCGAUGACGCUUUAAAUUUAAUUCAAUCUUUUCUACGGUAUAAUGCUUCAGAAAGAAUAUCAGCUUCUUCCGCUUUGGUACAUCAAUUUUUUACUAAUGAUCCACAACGUGCUUCAUUAAUAAUGAUGCCGAAGCCACAAGAUGGUCAUCGAUUAAAAGUUAAUAAAAAUACAUUUAAUAUGUCAAGCUCAAAGACUUUAGUAAACAAUGAUUAA
This is a messenger RNA of Chrysoperla carnea, 1529 nucleotides long. RefSeq names its product cyclin-dependent kinase 20-like. NCBI's taxonomy places the organism in Eukaryota, Metazoa, Arthropoda, Insecta, Neuroptera, Chrysopidae. Bases 447 to 1529 code for a protein of 360 amino acids. The record is from RefSeq and is a predicted model, not a curated record. Gene Ontology annotation, biological process: protein phosphorylation. The transcript has 8 exons. Gene Ontology annotation, cellular component: nucleus. Gene Ontology annotation, molecular function: ATP binding; cyclin-dependent protein serine/threonine kinase activity.